ACGGUCUAGAAUGUUUAAACAAACAAAAUGACAAUGUACUAUCAACUCACAUCAUUUACUAGAGCAACAACGUCAACCGGGAUAUUCUGCUGGUUGAGACUGUCUUGAAGUUGCUUAACGACAUCCUUACCAACGGCAUUUUUCGCUUUAAACCCUUUGGUAAAUCCAAUGAGCUUUCCUGAGUUUAUCGCUGACUGAUCGACAGGAAAACUAGAAGAUUAUGAGUUACAGAUAUGAUGUAAUAGGUGGACCAACGAGAAAGUGAAACCGAGCGGGAUUCGCUUGGAGUCUUUAGACUCAGACUUGGUAGACAAGAAAUGGCCGAUGGAUUUUGCCAUAUAAUCGAACAAGUGAGCAAAUUCGCCUGUUUUAAGAUCCUCAGAAAUCUUGUACUUCUCUUGAGUGAUUGUAAAUUGCUUAUCGCCGGAGAGGAUGAUCUCACAAACACGCAUAUUAGUACCGCCGAGGUCUAAACUGAGGUAUGUCCCCUGCUCAGUGCCAUCAGGGAUACCGUAGACGUAGGUUGGAAUCAUGGAUACAUCGGUACCGUGGUUGUUCAAACCGUCUCGGAAUUCACGUUGGAUUUCUUGCUUUAUUUUUGUUAAUCCUGCGUCUUCAAUUAUAAAUUUAUCUUUCCACAUCGUUGUUAAGGGCCACCAAGAGUUGAAUUGAGGUAUGACGAUCAAGCAAGUCCUAAAAGGGAAAAAUCUAUCAAAUAUAAAAAAUAGCUUUUACAAUAGUAUCAUAGACGGUAGAUCAAUAUCACCAUAUAAUCAACGCUUGAUAGUCUCCAGAUUUGUAAAUAAUGAUUUCGACUUCGUGUUGAGCUUUCUAAGUAUUUUGAAAGGAUAUACCCAUUUGGAUAGCAGGCUACUCAAUCACACGAUAUCUACUAUACCCCCAAACGACUUGCAUGACAGACUCGACGACCUUAAACUUUUCAAUCUAGACAUAGAGAACUACAACCUCAUCUUGAAGAGGUUCAGCAAAUUCAGUAGACGUCAUUGCGUAGAGCUCUUUGACAAUCUAGCCGCAUCCGAUAAUGUAAACAACAAAUCGUACAAAUACGUCGUGAAAUCUAUACUUAAUCAGCCUCAAAAUACAUCACUGGAUUACGUUAUCAUCAACAGAUUAUAUCGACAUAUUGACAGCUUCGAUGAGUCGCUCACGAGGCAGCUAUUAGAGCUUUUUAUAAUGGCAGAAGACACUCAAAAUAGUCUAGAGUUAUAUUACAAUCAUAAAUUACUACUGGAUAACGUCUCGGUAUUUAAGCUAGUCAACUUCUUCAUUAAAUUCGAUAAAUCAGCUGCAUUGGAUAUACUAAACGAUUGGUUGAGAUUUAACGAGCUCACACCAUCAUUACACCUCCUAGAAUUGAAAUUAACUAACAGUAGUUAGUCUUGGUAUCUUUGGUCUAUCCUUAUCCACUUCAUUUAGUGGUUUCAUUUUGAUAGUGUCAUUUUUUAGACUAACUAGCGGUCCAUUCUCGUAAUAAUCCACAAUAUUACCAACACGCAUACGAUGCCUUCCUUCUUCUGCUCUUACGUGCGAUUCAAAUUCAAUUCUCACUUCGUUUCGGUCCCUAGUUCCGACUUCAUCAACCUCACCUUCAACUUCAGUCAUAUUGAUUCUACCCUUCUGUGGUCUUCUCUUUUUCCUAUUCAUUCUAGUUAUACGUUUGAAUAUCCAAAAUCCAAGAAAUGUGAGUCCACAGGGCACUAAAGUGCUGUUCAAUUGAUAAAAUUUAUCUGGAGAGACAACUCACAUAACAUUAUGAGAGCUUUAAUAGGGGGUGUCACUUUCAAAUCAUACCCGCACAAAACACUAAGUAUAAAUUAAUCAGAAAGAUCUCAAUUGUAUUAAUAAUUGCAUACUAUUUAGCGC
Messenger RNA from Wallemia mellicola CBS 633.66, 1884 nucleotides. RefSeq lists its product as hypothetical. NCBI's taxonomy places the organism in Eukaryota, Fungi, Basidiomycota, Wallemiomycetes, Wallemiales, Wallemiaceae. The record is from RefSeq and is a predicted model, not a curated record. The transcript has a single exon. The coding region runs from base 676 to 1398 and encodes 240 amino acids.